CAAAAUUCUACAGCAGUUAUCCCAGAGCAAAAUAUCUCGCUAGAGCCCCAACGUCAACAUAUCGGCCCAUUUAGCACCUUGCCAGAAAUUGGAUUGCUUGUUUGUCGAAUAUGCCGGAUUUGCGUUCUUGUGGACGAGCUACCUACCCAUCUACGCAAUGCUAGUCACAUUAAAGCUUACACGCCUAAGCAACGUCGAGAACUUCAACAACGAAUCAAGAAUAUACCAUAUUUAGCCCAAACACAAGCGGAUCUGGCAAACUUUCAAUACCCGCCAGCUGAGAGCCCAGCACUACCCUACUUGUUCCCACCUGAGAGCGAUGGGCUACGUUGUACUAUGUGUGAGUACACAGUCCGAAGCCUAACAUGUAUGCAGAAGCACUGCCGUAUACAGCAUGGGUGGAUCAAUGAUUAUAAAAAGGGUGGUAAUGUGCGUUUGAAGGCAACAAUCCCACGGGAACUACCGUGGAUUAAUAAUAUAAAAUGUCAGCGACUAUUUAUAAGUCAUGGAGCAUCACGAUGGUUUGAGGUCUGCAAAUCAACAGAGCCAGUUGAGAUAUAUGAGACAUUAGAUUGGGGCUAAGUAUAGCAGACGAAGCAUAUAGCCAUUUACAGAAGAAACACAGCCAUAUCGUGCCAAAAGAACGACAAAGAAUCGUGCAAGAAAUCCAGAAAUUAACAGGAUUAAUCCAGAAUCAAGCCGAAUUACAGCAAUUUACAUUGCCCGUGCACACCAAACCGAUUCCAUAUUUGGAGGACGCCCAUGCCGACGGGUUGAGAUGCGACCAGUGCCCAUAUGUGGUCCGGGACAUUACAUGUAUGCAGAAGCAUUGCAAAACCCGCCACAAUUGGGUAAAUCCAUGGAGAAAAGGCGGUAAUGUACGCGCUAAAGCGAAGGAAAAACAGCCAGUACCGUGGACAAGCGGCAUAUAUUGCCAGAGGUUAUUUCCCACGCGCGCAGCCAGCGGUUGGUUUGAGGUACAGGGUAACACAGCACAGAUCAACGACAGCAUACCAGCGACGAGCGGUAAUGACGUGCAGGAGCCAUCGCAGGAACCGCAGGAAUCGCAGGAAUUAUGGAAGUUAUUGGAGAAUGUUGCCAGCAUGCAGGAACAGCGUUUUGAACAAGGCGAAGCCAUGCGCCGAGUUGAAGAAUUGGACAAUAAGAACGAGGCGUAUUCGUGGUUACAUCGAGUCGGUUGGACCGUCCAUUUAGAAGGAAUGCAAGUGGAGGAUUUACAGAACAUGAAAGACGGGCCAGGCGAAGGCGAAGACGAAUUAGAUGAGAUAUGCCAAAGCGUGCAGCGGGUGACGCAGGAGGCAUAUACAACAUGCCGUAUGCAUGUUAUUGGAUUGGCCGCCAUGUUCGAGAUUAAUCGCAGGGAGAUAGGGACAAAACCAAGGAAACCAUUCGAGGCCCGCAUGGAAGAUGAUUCAUGGAUACGGUAUCGCGAAAUAAUAUGCAAGAUAUUUUGUAUUAUAUUUCGCACGCAGCAGCGCGAUGAGGAGGACCGGCCGCCAUACGCAUUUACAGCAGAGCAGGAGCGAUGGUGGCGCGCAUUUACACGAAGGAUUCGCAUGCAUAUACGAUAUAAGCGUCGUAUAGAGAGACAUGGCAGUGACAGCGACAGCGACAGCGACAGCAGCAGCAGCAGCAGCAGCAGCAGUAGCAGCAGUAGCAGCAGUAGCAGUAUCGCACAGGAUAGCGCGAGUGAUAUCAGCCGCAGCGAUAUACAACAAAGCCAUGCAGAUAGCCAUGCCAACGGAUGGGAGAGCAGCCGUACGCAUUUUGAAGCCAGCAGUCAAUUGAACCAGCAGCCGAGAUAUACCGCAUCCGUAAGGAUAAAUCAUUAUCUAAGCAGCAAGCAAGAAAUGCGGGCACAACCAUGUUUACACGUGUACAGGAAUAUACACGGCGGUUUAUGACACGAACUGGCAGCGAGCCAAAUCAGUUCCCAACGCCAAUGGAUUGGAUUUUAGAGACACGCACAUAUGGCAUGAAAAUUCGAUUUACAACGACGGCCGGCGCCACCAUAGAUUGGGUAGGCAAUACGAUUAUAAUACAGAGGAUCCGUUUGUCCAUGAUUGAGAUCAGCGGAUUCAUGCAUGCCAUAUUAAACGAGGCACGCAGUAUUAUAAUGGAAUUGGCCAUGACGGAUAGCGAUGAUAUUGCACAAUUGCCAAGUAUACCAUGGGAUAAGGUUGAAGAUGAUAACAGCCGCGACAUGGUUGGAUAUUCGUUUUUAAAGGAUGACCGCAAUGAGCCAUGGAUGAAGAUAGGGGUGCAUUAUAUUCGGCGGAAGUUGGUUGGCAGCGAGAGCAGGAGUAGAGCAUGGAUUAAUCGCAGACAAAGCACCACACAACCAUUUAUACACAACACAGCCGUGGCAUAUGGCGAGUUGAUUGAUGUAUUUCGAGAAAAAUUGUUGUUGUUGAUGCAUAUAGUAGCAGGCCAGCCAGCGAGAGCAACCGAGAUAUUAACAAUCCGGCACGAGAAUACGCCAAAUGGAGGAACGCGGAAUAUAUUCAUCAACCAAGGGCAGGUUUGUUUUGUCACCGCAUACCACAAGAAUUUCCAACAGAAUAAUCAGGCCAAGAUUAUCCAUCGAUUCAUGCCGGUGGAGAUAGGAGAGUUGUUGGUGUGGUAUUUAUGGUUGGUAUUGCCAUUUUGGCAGAGCAUCCAGGGCACGAUAAAAGAAGUAACAUAUCGCAGCGCAUUUAUAUGGGCAAGCGAGAUAUCAACGCGGCCGAGCAAGACCAAGGAAAGGGAUUAUGAUUCGGGUAUAGAUGUCGACAAUGAGGACGACAUACCAUGCGAUGACAAGCCAACGAAGCAAGAAAGAGCGAUAUUUCAAGAGCGAAAAUGGACAUCCGAUCGCAUGCGGCGGAUUAUGCAGCAGCACAGCGAACGGUUGUUGGGUUGUCGAAUAGGUAUCAGCAAUUGGCGGCAAAUGGCGAUUGCAAUAGCUAACCGAUAUUUGGGCGUCAAGGUCGAUUCGUCAUAUGAUGGAGAAGGUGAUGAAGAUGACGAAGAAGUCGACGAUGUUAGCCGACCACAAGAUUUGCAAGCAGGCCAUACAACGCAAGUCGCAGGUAUGAUAUAUGCACGCGAGAUGCAGCAGGGAUUAGGUGGGACAGCGUUGAUGCGAGAGAAGUUUCGAGUCGUAAGCAACGAAUGGCACGCAUUUUUUAGUUUUGGACAAGAGAUACAGUACAGCAAUAUGUUGCAGUCGAUUGGGCAGAAGCGGCGAAAGACAAACAAAUACGAGAACGAAUGGCAAGAGACGCGGUUACGGCGAUUGCAAAUGUUACGGCAGGUCGAUAUAGGCAGCGUAUUGCAGAGCAUAAAAGGCGAGGGUGCCACGUUCCGCGGACAGCAGCGGGCAGUUAUAUCAGCUAUUAUGCGCGGAGAGAGCCCAAUAUUGCAGAUUACACCGACGGGAGGCGGUAAGAGCAUGUCGUUUAUGUUACCAGGCAAAUGCAGCAAGCAGGGCCGAACGGUUGUAAUUGUGCCAUUGACGGCGUUACAAGCGGAUUUGCAGAAAGAAUGCAGCAAUAUGGGGAUCAGAGCGAGCAUUUGGAGCAGCGCAGAGAGCAACCCGAGCGGGAACAUUAUUUUGGUGACACCAGAGUCGAUAUUCACCAAGACAUUCCAGCAUUUCAUCAAUUGGAUGCGGAAUCAGUUGAUAUUAGACCGCGUUGUGGUGGAUGAGUGUCAUACAAUAUUAGACGGGACCAACAAGUAUCGGCCAGCAUUACGAGAUAUGGGUCGUGAGAUUGAAUUAUGGGGGGUGCAGCGAGUGUUUUUGACAGCAACGUUACGACCAAGCGAUAUGGACGAAUUUUACAGACGAUCGCGUAUUUUACCAGACGAGACCAGUGUAUACCGAGAACGCACCACGCGGCGGAAUAUUGAGUAUCGGGUAUGGUUUGUGGAAGGCGAGUUAGACACAGGGGACGAUUACAUGGCACAGCAAGAAGCAGAAGAAGAAUUUGCAGCGGAAUAUGCAGAAACAUAUGUUCGCGAGAACGAAGAGGGAUUGGUUAUUAUUUACGCGGGGUUGAUCGAGCGUGUAAACAGCAUGGCCGAGAGGUUGAAGGUGGAGGCAUAUUAUAGCAAAGCCGGGACAAGAAAACAGAAGGCGCAGAAGAUGCAGACAUGGAUGCAAAAGGAUCGAAUUAUCAUUGCAACCAAUGCAUUGGGAUUGGGGAUUAAUAUUCCCAAUGUGCGAUUAGUUAUCCAUAUAGGGAUCCCAUGGCAGAUCCGAGCAUUUGCGCAAGAGAGUGGCCGAUUAGGGCGAGAUGGAUUAGCCAGGCAGUCGAUUAUCAUAUGCAAGCGAGUGCAAAACACAACGGCUAGCAUAGACAAUAAAGGAGAUAGCAUAGACAUAGGAGAUGAAGCGGUUGAGAGAACUCAGCAUACAACGAAUAUACAACAGCGGCCGCAGCGAGAAACAUAUCAGCGGGAGGACGAGAUGUUAUUAUUUAUAAGCGGACGAGUAUGUCGGAGGUAUGUGUUGGAUAAAGCAAUGGAUGGUAUUGAGCGAGAGGAUGGUUGUAUGAUAAAGGAGGCGAUAUGUGAUGUAUGUGAGGUGUGGUAUAGAGAGAACGCAGAAGAGAGCGAAGAUGGAGGGGAGGACAGAGCGCAGGCAGCGAUGGAAAAGAUUAUAACCGAUAUGGAUGCCAGGCGAGAGCAUGCAUUAUGGAAAGAGCAAGAACGGAUUAAGGAAAGUGCACGAGAGGGGUCGGAAUUUAAGGCAUUUAUUCAAAAUUGGAGCAAGAUAUGUAUUGCAUGUCAGAUGGCAGGACGGGAUAGUAAUCAUCAAGAGAGAGGCGAAGGUUGUGUAGUAGAGGGAAAGGAGGGUUGGAAUGCAUGGUUGGGGCAGUCGAGUUGGAUUCGUAAUUGGAUGAGAAAAGAAGGAUCGUUUGCUACGGGUUCGGCAUGUUAUUGGUGUGGAAUGCCGCAGAAGAUAUGUAUGCGAUGGAUCGAGGAAGAGUUAGAUAAUGGGGUAUUUCGAUUGAAGAAAGGAGUGAAUUGUCAGUAUGAUGGAUUGAUGGCAAAGAUAUAUGGAAGCAUGAUAGUAUCACAUAAAGAGG
Molecule: messenger RNA, 5096 nt
Organism: [Torrubiella] hemipterigena
Lineage: Eukaryota; Fungi; Ascomycota; Sordariomycetes; Hypocreales; Clavicipitaceae
Source: the annotation of a GenBank genome assembly